AUGAUCUCUUCAUAUAAUAUUGUUGGCCAGAUUCACAGAGGCUCUUCUGGCAUUGUAUAUAAGGCUACAGACUCCAAGACAAACGAAACUGUUGCUUUAAAAGUAGUUAAAAUGGAUCAAGAAGAAGAUGGUGUAACGGUUUCUUCAAUGCGUGAAGUAAAUGCAUUAAGAAAUAUGUCCCAUCCAAAUAUUAUUACAUUACGAGAAGUUACGACAGAAAAUGAACAACUCCUAAUAGUUUAUGAGUUCAUGGAUAAAGAUUUACGAGAUUUUUUAACAAAAUCCAGAAAACCACUCGACAAUUCAUUAUUACAAUCAUAUUCUUAUCAAUUGCUAUCAGGAAUCAACUAUAUUCACAGUAUUGGUUUCAUCCACCAACAAAUUGAACCGUCUAAUAUCUUGAUCAACAGGCAAGGUCUACUAAAGAUUUCAGGCUUUGGAAAGUCUAGGACCUACCACCACCCAAUGACAAGAAAUAUUUUAGCGAUUCCGGUAAUUUGGUAUAUGGCGCCAGAAUUACUUAUUGAAACAGAUUAUUACGGAUUAGGAAUAGAUGUUUGGAGUGCUGGAUGUAUAAUUGCAGAAAUGGUAAGAGGAAACGUUCUUUUUCCAGGUGAUUCUCCGGUUGACCAAAUUGUGCAUAUUUGCAAGGCUCUUGGUACUCCUAGCAAAGAAGAUUGGCCAGAGUUCCAAAGUGCACUAUCAGAUGACAUCACUUUACCUCAAGCCGAAAAUUUUGCAAGUUAUUUCCAAAAUAUUAAUCCAGAUCUCCUUGACUUACUUCAGAAGCUCUUAACGAUGAAUCCUUCAAAGAGAAUUACUGCAAAUGAGGCUCUUCAGCACCCAUAUUUCAAGAAUGUUCCUCAGGCACUUAUUGACUUGUGCUCAUAUGGAGCGUAA
Messenger RNA from Trichomonas vaginalis G3, 900 nucleotides. RefSeq names its product cyclin-dependent protein serine/threonine kinase protein. Gene Ontology annotation, cellular component: cytoplasm; cyclin-dependent protein kinase holoenzyme complex; nucleus. NCBI's taxonomy places the organism in Eukaryota, Parabasalia, Trichomonadida, Trichomonadidae. Gene Ontology annotation, molecular function: cyclin binding; ATP binding; cyclin-dependent protein serine/threonine kinase activity. The coding region runs from base 1 to 900 and encodes 299 amino acids. The transcript has a single exon. Gene Ontology annotation, biological process: regulation of gene expression; G1/S transition of mitotic cell cycle; protein phosphorylation. The record is from RefSeq and is a predicted model, not a curated record.